This is a messenger RNA of Histoplasma mississippiense, 603 nucleotides long. RefSeq lists its product with no specific name. The coding region runs from base 1 to 603 and encodes 200 amino acids. NCBI's taxonomy places the organism in Eukaryota, Fungi, Ascomycota, Eurotiomycetes, Onygenales, Ajellomycetaceae. The transcript has 5 exons. The record is from RefSeq and is a predicted model, not a curated record.
AUGCCUAAGAUGUCAGUAGCCCGGAUGCUGGGGGGAAAGAAGACACUUGUGGAGAAUCACCAGACGGAACAGUUCCAUUCCUCAUCAAAAUGUGUGCAAAAGGAGGUCCGAAACAAAUCGACUGCCGCGAAGUGCCAGAUAUCCUCCAGAAAACCUAUAUAUCCAGUCUGCAUCUUCAACGGCGUGGAAUAUAGCGUAAACGACAAAAAUGAAGCUACCUAUACGCCGGAACCGACAGCGCCAUUUUCCCCGGACACAACUGCAUCUUCAGCAAAAAGCAACAACAGCGGCGGUGAUGACGCGACUCGCACGACUAAUGCGCCCACUAUCUCGACCGACCUUUCGUCGGCAGAAACAGUAUUACGCUCGACAAAGGACGUUACAAUAACGGUCCCUCCUCCCACGGCCUCAACAACAGCAGCGAAUGCCCCUCUAAACUCUGCCUCGGCAACGGGAAGGUCUCCAAUGGCUAACGGAAAUAUGCUUCUUGGUUUUGUUUGGUAUGGAUUAGUCCAGAGUGACUUCGCCAUCUGUAUCUGGUUGUCGCUGUUCUUAGUAGUUGAAACCGAGAGAAGAGGAGCUGCUGUAAUAAUAGAAGAGUGA